AUGCCUGCCAUUAUUCCUUCUACUGGUCUCCCAGAUCCCAUUCUCCAACCUGAUCCUCCGUUGACAUCCUCAAACACUCCUCCUGUUUUCGAUCCCGAAAAAGUCACAGUGGUAUACAUACUUGGAGGCCCAGGGUCAGGAAAAGGGACACAAUCCGCCCAUCUAGUCCAAGAUUAUGGCUUUGUCCAUCUCAGCGCGGGCGAUCUGCUGCGCGCAGAGCAGGAUCGGAGUGGUAGCCAGUAUGGCCAGUUGAUCAAAGACUAUAUCAAGAAUGGUCAAAUCGUACCAUUGGAAGUCACAGUGAAGCUUUUGGAGAAUGCUAUGCAUGAAAAGAUGUCCAAUGACGGGACAGGAAGAUUUCUCAUCGAUGGGUUCCCGCGAAAGAUGGACCAGGCAGCAUUCUUUGAGUCCUCCGUUUGCCACAGCAGAUGCACGAUAUUUCUCGACUGCCCAGAAGACGUAAUGAAGGAGAGGCUCUUGAAUAGAGGCAAAACCAGCGGAAGGACUGAUGACAACGAGGAAUCUAUAAAGAAGAGGUUCAGGACGUUUGUAGAGACCAGCAUGCCAGUUGUGGAAUACUUUGAGAAGCAGGGGCGGGUGGUCAAAGUAUCUGCUGUGGGCACUGAGCAAGAAGUGUAUGAGCAUGUAGUGGAGGGACUGGCUGCUCAAGGCAUUGCACCACAGAAAUAG
Messenger RNA from Endocarpon pusillum Z07020, 690 nucleotides. RefSeq names its product Uridylate kinase. Gene Ontology annotation, molecular function: ATP binding; UMP kinase activity. Bases 1 to 690 code for a protein of 229 amino acids. Gene Ontology annotation, biological process: CDP biosynthetic process; 'de novo' pyrimidine nucleobase biosynthetic process; UDP biosynthetic process. The transcript has a single exon. NCBI's taxonomy places the organism in Eukaryota, Fungi, Ascomycota, Eurotiomycetes, Verrucariales, Verrucariaceae. The record is from RefSeq and is a predicted model, not a curated record. Gene Ontology annotation, cellular component: cytoplasm; nucleus.